AGGUGGCAUUAAGUGUCCUGUCUGCAGCUUCGUGUAUGGCACAAAAUGGGAGUUCAACAGACAUCUUAAAAACAAGCAUGGAAUGAAGCUAGUGGAACAAGAUGGGGAGACCAAGUGGGAGUUAACUGCUGAAGUUUCUGAAGAAGCAUCUACUCAAUAUCUCCAUAUCACGGAGGCCGGAGAAGAUGUUCAAGGCACUCAGGCUGCUGUAGCUGCAUUACAGAACCUUAGAUACACUUCUGAGAACAGUGAAAGGCUUGAUCCAACAGCUGUAAACAUCCUGCAGCAAAUCAUUGAGUUGGGUUCGGAAACCCAUGACACCACUGCGGUUGCUUCUGUAGUUACCAUGGCACCUGGCACUGUGACAGUGGUAAAGCAGGUAAAAGAAGAGGAGCAAUCAGCCAACCACACUUUGAUGAUUCAAGAGACGCUGCAGCAGGCUUCAGUGGAGCUGUCUGAGCAGCAUCACCUGGUAGUUUCAUCAGAUGAAGUGGAAGGGAUUGAGACAGUGACUGUCUAUACACAGGGUGGAGAGGCUUCUGAAUUUAUAGUUUAUGUUCAGGAAGCUAUGCAGCCUGUAGAAGAAACAACUGUGGAACAAGCAGUGCAGGAGCUCUAGAGAACAAAGGAGAUGGCUACUUGAUUUGCCAAAGCCAAAAGUUUGGGGUUUUUUUUCUCAGACAAAAGCAAGCAAACUGACAUUUUUAGUUCAUUUGUGAAGUGAGACCUUGUUACUAGAUAGUGAUCUGACUGGUUAGAUUGUAUCAGUAACUU
This is a messenger RNA of Nestor notabilis (Kea), 774 nucleotides long. Its product is annotated as zinc finger protein ZFAT-like. NCBI's taxonomy places the organism in Eukaryota, Metazoa, Chordata, Aves, Psittaciformes, Psittacidae. The record is from RefSeq and is a predicted model, not a curated record. The transcript is spliced from 4 exons. Bases 83 to 619 code for a protein of 178 amino acids.